Molecule: messenger RNA, 2103 nt
Organism: Penicillium canescens
Lineage: Eukaryota; Fungi; Ascomycota; Eurotiomycetes; Eurotiales; Aspergillaceae
Product: putative MFS phospholipid transporter (Git1)
Exons: 6
Coding region: 215-1702 (495 amino acids)
Biological process (GO): carboxylic acid transport; transmembrane transport
Cellular component (GO): plasma membrane
Molecular function (GO): carboxylic acid transmembrane transporter activity
Source: RefSeq, a predicted model, not a curated record
CUUUUUUAUCUCUCCGGGGUUCAAACCUAUUUCUUCUCUCGUAUCUUCUUCCUCACACCCGACUCCCGUCAUCGUGACCAGCUAAUACAAUACCGCAAACGGUCUCGUGCCCGCUGCAGGCUUCCCCUCAAUUUCUCACCUCCACAAUUCUGCUGAGGUCCAAUCGUGAAGAUCGUAAAGCGCAAACCCGCCGGCCUCAGAUUCGUCCGCAAACAUGAGCGCAACCGAGUCCAAGCAAAUGGCCGAGAAAGGACCUGAUCCCCUCAAAGAGGAGCCCGUGGAGCUGCCACCCCUCGAGGAUAUCGCAAAGGGUCGCUGGGAGCGCAGUUGGCCAACGAUUGCCUGCGGUGCUGGUCUUUUCUCCGAUGGGUAUCUGAACCAGAUCAUCGGUCCAGUCGGCACCAUGCUGGGAAAGCUCUAUGGAGAUGCCUACACUAAUUCCACUGCGGCGCAGAAUGUCUCCUCGAUCGUUUUUGCCGGUACCGUGGUCGGUAUGUUGGGCUUCGGCUACACCAGUGACCACUGGUCGCGCAAGUGGUCACUGAUGAUUUCUACUAUCAUCCUGUUCAUCUUUGCUGCUCUCGGAGCAGGGUCUUAUGGUGCUGGCGGUAACAUUGGAGGCAUGUUCGCUGCUCUGACUGCUUAUCGCUUCUUCCUCGGUGUGGGUAUUGGCGGCGAGUAUCCUGCUGGAUCGGUCGGUGCUGCUGAGAAUACCGGAGAGUUAAAGCAUGGUCAUCGCAACCGCUGGUUUAUCAUGUUUACCAACUUCCAGAUUGAUGCCGGUUUCGUCAUUGCUUCUUUGGUCUCUAUGAUCUUGGUUUUGAUCUUCACCGAAGACCAUCUGCGUGCUUGCUGGCGUGUCGCUUUGGGACUGGGUGUUAUUCCACCUAUGAGUCUCAUGUAUCUUCGACUGAAGAUGAACGAACCGGAGGAGUUUAACCGGGAGCGCAUGCACAAAUUCCCUAUUUGGUUGAUCAUCAAGUUCUACUGGAAGCGCCUGACUGUCGUCUCUAUCAUCUGGUUCCUUUAUGACUUUUCAGCUUACAGUUUCUCAAUCUACUCUUCCAAGUGGGUUGACAUCAUUCUCGGCGACGACGCCCCAUUGUGGAAGAGCUUUGGCUGGGCUACCGUGGUCAAUGUUUUCUAUAUUCCCGGUUCCGCCCUCGGUGCUUUUAUGAGUGACUGGAUUGGUCCUCGCUAUACCCUCGCUCUUGGCGUUGGUCUCCAGGGAAUCGUCGGAUUCAUCAUGGCCGGAUGCUACAAAUGGCUUGCUACCAAGGCCAACGUUGCCGCUUUUGUUGUUGUUUUCGGAAUCUUCUCUGCUCUCGGUGAAAUGGGACCCGGCGACAACAUCGGUCUAAUUGCAGCUAAGACCAGUGCAACUGCCAUCCGUGGCCAAUACUACUCUUACGCAGCUGCCAUCGGCAAGGUUGGAGCAUUCGUGGGCACCUAUGUGAUCCCAAUCGUUCAAAAGAAUGCCCCCAACGAAAUCCGCGCCGGCCAGGAUCCCUUCUUCGUCUCCAGCUCCCUGUGCCUCCUGGCCGCUUUCCUGGCCAUUUUCAUGGUCCCGCAGAUUAACCAGGACACAAUUACUUACGAAGAUUCCAAAUUCCGCGACUACCUCGAGGCAAACGGUUACGACACCACCACGAUGGGUAACCGCAACCACAACCGCCAGAGCGCCAUCCCGGAACAGGAGUAAUCGCUUUACUCUGAAGCAGCCCCAUCGCACCACACUCUUGCUUGCCCAGAUGGGCUCUUGCUCUGCAGCCUGCAGCUUUAUCACCACCAAUUCCCAGAGUCAUAAUACCCCAUGCGCCAAUAUGAUCAGUAAUUCUUUGAAACGCCAUGGCACGAUUGAUGCGACAGCGACAAUACUGGCCCGUGCGACUUGUUCCUCUGCCCCUGCGACAUGGUUGAUAACUUUAUGAGACUCGAGAUUCAUGUAACUAGCGCGGGCAUUGACGGAGCAGAUCUGCUGGUGAUCUAGUUCGGUGGUGCGAUUUCGCGGGAUAUGUAAUUGUCUCUUGGUGUGUGAUCGAGCUGAAUCUCCCCGUUGAGAAAUAAUCAAAACCUUAAUGCAUAAGCAAUUUCUAAUCUGAC